UUGAACAUGAACGAACGUGUCUAUGCGACGAGAGCUAUGACGAACUUUUAGACUUACGAUGUCUCGUUACUAUUAAUGACAUAUUGUAAUUAUUGUGAAGACAUAACUCAGUGUUGAUUUGAAAAAUGAUUUAUUUUUUUGUAUCCGUGGUAUUGAUUGCUGAUGGUGGUGGAGCUCAGACAAGUGAAGACAGCUGUGACCCUCAGGAGUUGAAGGUGUGCGUAGACGGAACUCCUCGUACUCCAGUUGGUCUGCCUCGGACCAGGGAGGAACUGGACAAACAUUGUCUUGCAUAUCAGACGGGCAUGUCAUGUAUGGACACGUGGAUCAAGAGAUGUCUACCGACGGACGGACAGAAGAUCGUUCAACAACAGAUCGGUGGAGCCCGGGCUCUGAUGAGAUAUUUAUGUACCAACGAUACUGCUCUACGGAGAGACUUCCUGAAGGAGCCCUCGUGCUGGUCGCUAGUGUCCUCGGAGUGGUCUCAAUGUGUGGAUGAACUGCAGCUGGCUGCGAGAGCCAUCUCCGAGCGUUCACAUCACAUAGUAUACUUCAACAAGAACAGUGAACUCUGCUGUGCUCGAGACGCGUUCAUGUCGUGCGUGAGUCGAGCCGGACGCGUGUGUUCGUCGUCGGCGGGUGAUCUACUGCGUCGUAUGUCGUGGGUGUUAGCUCAGGACGUGGCUGCGUGUAGUCAGCACCCUCGAGCACACUGUGCUGCUCCUCACACACAACGCAGACAACUCUCACUCAUCACAGCUCUAUCAGGACUGGUGCUCUUUCCGUACGGGUUCUGAUACGUUUUAGCAUAUUCUGCAAAUAUUAAUAAAUAGAAUGAUUUAAUCUUAAGUACUUUAUUAGUUUACUAUGACAAUAGAAAUUUGUUUAGUUAUAAUAAGUUAAUGUUUGUAUUAUUAUGUCAAUUAUUUUUAUUAUCGUAUUAAUAUGUAAAUCUCCAUAUAUGUUUCUUGUGCUCACAAUAGGAGUUGUAUAAAAAUAUUUUGCUUUACUUUUGAACGAUAAACGUUCUCAAUGCUGCUGAUUAAUUUCUAAAUUAAAAAUGUAUUAAAACUUCAUUAAAAUUAUAUAGUA
Danaus plexippus (monarch butterfly) is the source of this 1092-nucleotide messenger RNA. RefSeq lists its product as uncharacterized. The coding region runs from base 126 to 797 and encodes 223 amino acids. NCBI's taxonomy places the organism in Eukaryota, Metazoa, Arthropoda, Insecta, Lepidoptera, Nymphalidae. The record is from RefSeq and is a predicted model, not a curated record. The transcript is spliced from 5 exons.